Molecule: messenger RNA, 1524 nt
Organism: Spizellomyces punctatus DAOM BR117
Lineage: Eukaryota; Fungi; Chytridiomycota; Chytridiomycetes; Spizellomycetales; Spizellomycetaceae
Product: chromatin-binding transcription regulator ADA2
Exons: 5
Coding region: 53-1414 (453 amino acids)
Biological process (GO): regulation of transcription by RNA polymerase II; chromatin remodeling
Cellular component (GO): SAGA-type complex; nucleus
Molecular function (GO): zinc ion binding; chromatin binding; protein binding
Source: RefSeq, a predicted model, not a curated record
UUGCUUUCCGCCUCCAUCCAUAGACACACAUGAGUGUGCUUGAGGUUGAACCAUGAGGACAUUGGGAGAGGACAGAGACAAGGGAACAGAGGAAGACUCUGUGGCGAGACAGGUGGAAAAGGAAUUUGGCCAACAGUUUCACUGCGACGCAUGCACAAAGGAUAUUAGCAACCUUGUUCGCAUACGCUGCGCCGAAUGUCCCGAUUUUGACUUGUGCGUCGCUUGUUUUGGCCAUGGUGCCGAGCCACCUGGAUCGUCGCACUUGGCGAACCACAGCUAUCGUGUCAUGGAAAUGCUUGAUUUUCCCAUCUUUGAAGCAGACUGGGGCGCAGACGAAGAGCUUAAAUUGGUGACAGCCAUUGAACAGUACGGGCUCGGGAACUGGGAACAGGUGGCCGAGCAAAUUGGGACAAAGAAUAGACGAGAGUGCGCUGGUCAUUAUGAGAGGGUCUAUCUCAAGAGUGAUACUUUUCCUAUCCCUAAUAUGUCGGUUCAGCUAGAUCACACAAAACGUCUGUCGCACAACAGAGGCCCGCCGAAAAAAAUCCCCAAAACCGAGCGCCCACCUUCCAGCGUUCCCGGGAACCACGAGAUCCACGGCUACAUGCCCGGCCGGCGCGAAUUCGAAAUCGAAUGCGAAAACGACGCAGAGCAACUUAUCAAAGACCUUGAAUUCCUUGAAACGGACACGCAACAGGACACCGCACUCAAAAUGGCCAUGUUUGGGAUUUACAAUGCUGCACUCGAUCGGCGGGCCGAACGGAAGCAGUUUGUGUUUGAGCGGGAAUUGACAGACUUUCGUAAACUUCAGCAACUUGAAAAGAAACGGUCCAAGGAGGAAAAGGAAGUUUAUCAGCGUAUGCGCGUCUUUUCAAAAAUGCAGACCAAGCAGGAUUUUGAAGAUCUCAUGGCUGGGCUACUCAACGAAAUGAAACUCCGCGACGAAAUCGCCCAACUCCAAGAAUAUCGUCGAAUGGGCCUCACCUCCCGCCGAGACAUUGAACCUUUUGAACGCGACAAACGCGAUCGUGACGUCCCGCGCCUCACCGCUGCCCGCUUCUCCAACCGCCACCGCGACGAAACCCCUCUCCCCCGCACACCCAUCACCAAACCCCCACCCACACCCACACCCACCACCCUCGCACGCAAACCCGCCGCACCACUCGACAUUUCCCAUGCAGAAGGGCUAGACCUUCUCACACCUACCGAACAACAACUCUGCACCCACCUCCGCCUCUUCCCCAAAUCCUACCUCGUCAUCAAAGAAACAAUUCUAAAAGAAUACGCAAAAACGGGGUCACUACGUCGUCGACAGUGUCGCGAGUUGAUUAAAAUUGAUGUCAAUAAGACAAGUCGAAUUUAUGAUUUUUUUGUUGAGAUGGGAUGGAUUAAGCAGGUUAAGCGUGGAAGAUGAUAGUUUAAUGAUGGACUGUAUUUUGUGGUACACAUUAUAUUUUUCUUUUUGCUUUUUGUAUACCUGUCCACCCUAUUAAUAUAUACGACCCGAUCCGAUUGCAUAGGACA